GGAUCGCGCGCUCAGGAGGCUGACGGAGGCGCGCGCUCGUGACACAUUCUUCAGAUGUUCCGUUAAUCAUCAGAAAUAAAGAGAGAUAAAUCACGAAUAUCCGCGACACACCGCAGCGAGCGCAGGAUGACUGAAGAUGGACGUUCCUGAAUAUCUGGAUCUGGAUGAAAUUGAUUUCUCUGAUGACAUAUCUUACGCAUCAAAGAACAUUCCAGAACUGUGUCGAAGACAUGAUGGACAAAGUGACGAGAGACAAGUUCCAGCCAUCAACUGGGGGCGAAGUGCAUCAUCUCACAGUGGCACCGGAAUCAAACCCACUGGCAUCGCUGAUGUCUACAGCAAAUUCAGACCCGUUAAACGCGUGUCUCCUCUCAAACACCAGCCCGACGUCUCAGAGACAGACGCGGACGGUAAGAGCAGCGAGCAGAAUGCACAUGUAAACAAAGAUGACGGCACCGUUACUGAUGUUCAGGGGCUGAAGAGUAAAGUCUGUGUGAAUGGAGCUGUGUUCGGAGAGCUGGAGCACUACGAUCUGGACAUGGACGAGAUCCUGGACGUGCCUUACAUUAAAUCGAGCCAGCAGAUGGCCACUCUCCCUCGCGUGAGCUCUGAGAAGAGAUCCUCUACUGAGCUGUGUCACGGUGUGAAAGGCUCGUCUCUCACGCACACAGAGAGCAUCAGCAGCGGGAUGCAGUUCUGUGUUCUGUCUCCCGUCAACUGGCCUGACAUGAGGAAGUCUAAGUCUGUAGAUCAGGAUUACCUCAGAACACAAAGCGCCGGAUUUGAACACUCUCCAAACACACUGCACGCCUCUGAGACGGACAGACUCGUGUCCGGCCUGCCCUUCCCAGAUACACCGACUCAUAAAGCCGGAGCCGAUUCUCCCAGCAACCAGGCGAUGUUCCCUCUUCAGGGAGGUAAAGCAGCAGCGCGGCAGGACAAGAGCUGGGGAGCAUCACGGGCGUUUGGAGAAUGCGAUGAAGAAACCAAGAAGAACCACAACAUCAUCAACAUCGUCAGAGAAGGACAGAUCUCACUCCUGCCUCAUUUUGCAGCUGAGAAUUUGGAGCGAAUCAGAGAUGAGGACAGAAACAAUCUGCUGCACAUCUCUGCAGCUCAGGGUCACGCAGACUGUCUGCAACAUCUGACCUCUCUGAUGGGCGAGGACUGUCUGAACGAACGCAACAAUCAACAGCUCACACCCGCUGGACUCGCCGUCAGGAACGGUCAUCUAGAGUGUGUGCGCUGGAUGGUGAGUGAGACGGAAGCGAUCGCUGAACUCAGCUGCACCAGAGAGCAUCCCAGUCUCAUUCACUAUGCUGCACGCUACGGACAGGAGCGUGUUCUGCUGUGGCUGCUGCAGUUCAUGCAGGAACAGGCCAUCUCUCUGGACGAGGUGGAUCAGAACGGCAACACUGCGGUUCACGUCGCAGCUCAAUACGGUCAUCUGACCUGCAUUCAGACGCUGGUGGAGUACGGCUCUAACGUGACGGUGCAGAAUCAGCAGAGUGAGCGCCCUUCUCAGUGCGCCGAGCGUCAGGGUCACAGCACCUGCUCGCGGUAUCUGGUCGUUGUGGAGACGUGCAUGUCCCUCGCAUCACAGGUUGUCAAGCUCACCAAACAACUGCACGAACAAACUACAGCACGAGUAGCUUUACAGAAUCAACUUCAGCUCAUUUUACACAGACAAGAACCAAACGGAAGCGCUCAUGUUCCUGCGGCUGAGAUGUGUCCAGAGAUGACAUUAACCGCUGAAGUCACUGCUGAUAAUGGCCGGUGGAUUCUGAGACAGAGACACGUGGAUGCAGACGCUGGACUGAGGAAGGGUGCGGCAGAGGGCGCCAGUGGGGUGGAGUCAGGGGUGGGGCCUGGAGCCGGACCGAUAAGGAGGCAGGGUGUGGCGGAGAGGCGGGAACUAAAGCUUGUGCGUCUCAAACAGAUCAUGCAGCGCUCGCUCAGUGAGUCGGACAGUGACGCGUACCCGCCGGACGAGUCCAAACACUCCAGACCUGAGAGACCGACCCAACUGCCCAUUGCUGAGUCCGAGGAGCCCGCUGCGGGAUCACGGGUAAUGGCGAAACAAAAACAACCGUCAGCCAGUGAGCGCAAGUUCUCCUUUGCGCACAGAACUUCUAAAUCUAUGGACGUUUACAACCCGUCUCCAUCAUCGGACAACAGCGACCCCGAUCAUGAUGCUAAAACUGACGUGACGGGAGAAUCUCCGGACGGGCAAAAGGUCACCACGAGUCCCAAGAGCGCUCUGAAAUCACCGUCCUCUAAAAGAAAGACCUCACAGAACCUGAAGCUCAGAGUGACGUUUGACGAACCGCCGCGUAAAGACGGACCUGCGGCGGAUGUGAAAGUCACCACCGGCAAAGAAAAGACAGAAUCAGGGAAACGGCCCUUCGGAGCGUUCCGCUCCAUCAUGGAAACACUGAGCGGAAACCAGAACAGCAACAAUAAUAACACUAAGACUAGCGCUGGUAAACAGUCCAACGCGGCCUCAGCACACAGUCCAGCGGGGAAAAAAACCGAGUCCAAGAGCAAAAACAAGGCGAGUGCCGUUUAGUGCCGACUGAUGUGCUGUUUCAUGAUGUGUUCAUGUCAGGUGUCGGUGUUUUAGAAGAAUCGAUGAUUAUUAUUAAUAUGGUCAAAUGAUUCUGAUAAAUUUGGAUUUGCACAAGUGACUGACUGAGACAAUUUAGAGCACGACAUUAGAAAUCAGGUGCUUUUGAAAAUCAUUUUCACCCUCUACAAUGCAAAAGUUUAUUAUUAUGCAGUAUCUUUGUCUUGUUUUCUAAUAAAAAUAUCUAGACAUCCUUAAAGCUAGAGACAUCUGGGGCCUGGGUAGCUCAGUGGUAAAAUACGCUGGCUACCACCCCUGGAGUUCGCUAGUUCGCUAGUUUGAAUCCAGGGUGUGCUGAGUGACUCCAGCCAGGUCUCCUAAGCAACCAAAUUGGACCGGUUGCUAGGGAGGGUAGAGUCACAUGGGGUAACCUCCUCGUGGUCGCUAUAAUGUGAUUUGUUCUCGGUGGGGCGCAUGGUGAAUUGAGCGUGGUUGCCACAGUGGAUGGCGUGAAGCCUCCACACGUGCUAUGUCUCCGUGGCAACGCGCUCAACAAGCCACGUGAUAAGAUGCGCGGGUUGACUGUCUCAGACGCGGAGGCAACUGGGAUUCGUCCUCCGCCACCCGGACUGAGGCGAAUCACUAUGCGACCACGAGGACUUAGAGCGCAUUGGGAAUUGGGCAUUCCAAAUUGGGAGAAAAAGGGGAAAAAUCCAAAAAAUAAAAAAUAAAAAAAUAAAAAUACAAAUAAAAUAAAAAACUAGAGACAUCUACCUGGGACGCAAGAUUGCAUGUGAUGCUUUGUAAGGAUGCGCCAAUAUUUUUGGAUUAGUUGAUACCGAUUUUAACUAAAUUGAUUUGGGGGAAAAAGGUUAUUUUGCAGUUCUAAUAAAUUUUUGCACUUCUGUUUUUCCAUUCUAAACAAUAGAACUCACUGUUUACAUAUGAUGAUAAAACGUAAAAAGUUCACAUUUGUGUAUAUUCAACAAGCAUUUCUUUAUAUUAGACACAGAAAAAUGGUGAUAAACUUUAUAAAAUGCAAUACAUUUACAUAACUAUUUUUUUUUCUUCAUAUCAGCACUUUCAUGCUUAUGACAGAUAUGCUAGUGGUUUUAAUAUGGUCAAUAAUUGUCUGAUAAAUAUCAGUGGUCAAUACAUUUGUGCAUCCGUAAUAUAAUGACCUGUUUUCAGAUUAACGUCUUGUUCCGUUGGCGAUUUGUGUAACUUGUUUUAAGCAUGGAACUCGCUACGUUUAGACAAUAUAAGUGACACAUGUCUACGAAAACAAAUCAAGCAAAUGCAAUCUUGCUUCUCAGGUAAAUGUAUCUUGUUUUAUGAAUGUUCAGGUAUUUUUACAGGAAGCAGGACAGAAAUGCACUAAGAAAAUAACUUUUUGCAGUUACGUGUUUUGGACCUCUUUAAAUAAGGUAAAAUUGUAAUUUUUUUCUGUAUUACUGUAAAUGCACGUUUUGAAACACUAAUUUUGCAAAACUGUGAUUUUAUACAGGCUCAAUAAUGAAAGCAGAACCAGCGAUGUGUUUCAGAGGAUGAAAGCAGUCUGUAAUGAAUGAAUCCGUAAUGAUUCAUGUGUUAAUCAUGAGUGAAAUAAGACCUGCAGGAGACUCAUGAAGGAAGUGUUUCUGAUGUUUUUGAUUAACUUUCAUAAUUUACAGAAAUCUUACUACAAAUAAGUUUAUACGUAAUCUGUAAUGUUUGAGUAAAUGAAUGAAUAUAUAAUUUAAGUAUGUUUGAAUGCAAGAAGCAUUAUAUUAUUGCAAUCAUUGUAAUGGCAUUUGGAGAUUGAAAUAAAUGUUUUCAACUGUUACAAAAAGCAACACAGGAAAAUAUAAAAACAUUUACAGUAU
This is a messenger RNA of Myxocyprinus asiaticus (Chinese sucker), 4431 nucleotides long. Its product is annotated as synphilin-1-like. Bases 137 to 2569 code for a protein of 810 amino acids. The record is from RefSeq and is a predicted model, not a curated record. Gene Ontology annotation, molecular function: ubiquitin protein ligase binding. Lineage: Eukaryota; Metazoa; Chordata; Actinopteri; Cypriniformes; Catostomidae. The transcript is spliced from 10 exons.